Molecule: messenger RNA, 2304 nt
Organism: Debaryomyces fabryi
Lineage: Eukaryota; Fungi; Ascomycota; Pichiomycetes; Serinales; Debaryomycetaceae
Product: ribonuclease P/MRP protein subunit
Exons: 1
Coding region: 1-2304 (767 amino acids)
Biological process (GO): tRNA 5'-leader removal
Cellular component (GO): nucleolar ribonuclease P complex; ribonuclease MRP complex
Source: RefSeq, a predicted model, not a curated record
AUGCCUCCGAAGCCGAAUAUUAGUAAUAAGAAGGCUAAGCUAUAUAACAGUCGAGCUAUUAGAGCUGAACUUACGGAUCCAAGCUUUAACGAGGGUAAAUUGUCAGUUCCAGACUUUUUAUCCUCAAGAAACUUCGAAAUAAAAUCAUUUGAGUUAUCACAAUUAAACUCCAAAUAUGCAUCUUCAACGAGAUGUUUUCAAAGUCUUCCAAGAACCUUAAGAAGGAGAACCGCAUCUCAUAAUGUGAAGCGUAUUCCUAAAAGAUUGAGGAAUAGGGCAUUGAGGGAAAUGCAAAAUUCAAUUAAUGGGUUACCACCUAAAAAGAAGCAUUUGCGUGGAAGAGAACUAUACAGAUUAAAAAUGUCCAGAAGAUUAUUAAAGUUAGCAUCAAGAAUCAAGUCCCUAAAAUCAAUUCCAACUGAAGAUAUUCAAAAUAAACCGUUGAAAUUACGUCAGAAGUUGAAAAUCUUGGAUGAACAAAUAAAGAUGCUUAGCAAAAAUACAGUUCAACCAAAGUUGAAUAAUAAAAUGGGCUCUUACGAUAAUUCUGGAAUAAACACAUUUGCUCCUAAACCUAAGGGAAACUUAAAAUAUGCAAAGAGACAAAAAGAUUUUGUAUGGGUUCCUACUCACGUAUGGCACGCAAAAAGAUUUCAUAUGAUAAAGAAAUGGGGAUAUCAGAUUCCUCUUGAGCCAACACAGAAAUGUUUCAAAUCUACUAAUAGGGCUUCAAGAAAUGAAACCAUAAUAUAUGACACCUCAUACUACGACUGCUUAAUCAUAGAAACUAUCAAUAGUGAAGAAGCUCAAAUACUUUUGAAUAAAAUUACUAAGUUAAAAAGCACUAUACCUAAGAAUAUAUCAAAUGGACUUAAAAGUUAUGAUGAUUGGCUAUUUAUGAAUGGUAAACGAAUUGGUAAGGGUUUAAUCUAUUUUGUUGAGGAUAUAAAUAAAAUGUUAAUCCGAGUUCAUCCGUCGUUGUAUGAAGAAUUUUUUGGGUACAUUAAAUCAUUAUUAAACGUUUCAGAGACAGGAAAUAAGAUUUUUGAUUGUCGAUAUUCAUUAGGUAGUAUAGAGCUUAAUGGCCCCAAAUCUAUUAAUUCUUUAAGUAAAAUACUUCACCUAAACGCUUCUGAUUUAAUUACUAAAAACUGGUUUGAAUUAGCCAAAUUAAAUGAUCCAAAUUCAGUUCCUAAUGGGACAACAUUUUGUUUUAAUACUAAAGACCCAAGAUUCUUCAAAUCGCCCACAAAUGUGCCUUAUACUGAAGUUGCUAAUUUUAACGAUUUAAUUGUUCGCUUAUCACAAGAAAGAACAGUUGAUAUAAAUUCCCUAGACAUAUUAUUGGACAAUGGUAAGAGAAAUAAUACAUAUUGUGAUCAACUUUCAACAAAAGAGAUAAGCCGUGAAUUUCAAAAAGACAAAAUUAUUCAAAAAAAUCACGAAUUUCCUAUCCUAAUUACCAAGCUGAAGUCAUCAAGUAACUGGAUACUUAUAUGUCCAUGGUAUUGGAUAUUGCCAAUAUGGUUAAAACUCAACCAAAUACAUCAUAUAAGCACAGGUGGAAUAAAACAAUUACAUCAGAUAAACUUCGAGCAUGGGAAGGCCCUGUACCCUGUCGAUUUUCAAUUCUUAAAAGAAGGAUUUUUAGAGAAUAAGUUCAAAAGCCAAAUUGCAGAAGUGCAAUAUUCGAAAAAACCCAAAUCGAAACGACCAAAAUAUGAAUUAUCUGAAGGAAUUAUUAAUCCAUUUGGAUGCGAUUGGAGUUUCUUACAAAAAAUGAUAUUUGCAUCAAGUCUUAGUGCUAAAAAUACGUUGUCUACGAGAAACCAAUUCGGAAACUUUGAUGAAAAUCUUAUCAGGACUGUUGAGUCAGUUAAUGAUGUUAUCGCUCUUGUUAGGCAAUGUAAAUCUAAUGAUCAAAUUCCAAUAGAGUUGUUUGACAAGCACAACCUUCAGCAUAAAAAGUUUAUGAACAAAUCUCUGUUAGAAGAUAUUACUGAAUUCCCGAAAUUACCAGUUUUACAGGUAAACUUAGAGAUUCAAGGGAAAGGCACUAUUCAAGAUAAUGCGAGAAUUUACAAAAUACCUUCAGAAGCCAGAGGUCAAUACCUUAAUGGUACCUUCGAUCAAUGUCCACUGCCUACUGAACUCAUUGGAUUUGUGACCAGUGGUUCCUACAAUUUAAAUCUCGGUCACGCAUCCGGAAUUGGUUGCAUAGUAGCAGAUCAUGAUGACGAAUUUGCAUUAGUUAGAAAUGUUGGAUCAUCAUUGGCAAAACUAGCCAAGUGGUCUACUGUAUAA